Oncorhynchus masou masou (cherry salmon) is the source of this 5071-nucleotide messenger RNA. RefSeq names its product ceramide synthase-like. The transcript has 7 exons. The record is from RefSeq and is a predicted model, not a curated record. Gene Ontology annotation, molecular function: sphingosine N-acyltransferase activity. Gene Ontology annotation, cellular component: membrane; endoplasmic reticulum. Bases 992 to 1909 code for a protein of 305 amino acids. Gene Ontology annotation, biological process: lipid homeostasis; ceramide biosynthetic process. NCBI's taxonomy places the organism in Eukaryota, Metazoa, Chordata, Actinopteri, Salmoniformes, Salmonidae.
GUCCUAAAAUAAUCUGCAGAGAAGACUUCACAGUGAAUGUAUCGAAUAUUAUCGGCCAGGCAAUAGGGUCGGUCGAUAUGGCAUAACGGUUCAGAUAUCAGUAGGGUUGUACGGCGGCCAAAGGCGAGAAGAGCAGUGCCCUCGCAGUAUAAAUCAAAACACUCGAGCGAACCAUCGACUUCAAAAGCAUUUCGCCUCUCGGAAAUAAAAUUGCUGAAGCAGCGAUCCGACAGUAGCACGUCGGGCGGGAGUCCUAUUCUGAUUCAGACCAAGACAGAGACCACACGCCAGAAGCGGGGAGGACACACACAUCUAUUUGUCUUGCUUGACGCACGUUCUCAUUUCUCGCAGAUAUCCCGAAUACGGAAUAAGACAAAACACAAAGAGAAUGUGGAACAAUUCUCGACUUGAAGGCAACCACCAGGACCAAACACACUGAUUUCCCCUUGAUCCGACCGACCGGGCCGCAGAACGGGACGCCGCAACAACCAAAUAAGCCACCCAGGCCUCUGCUGGUUAUGAGCAGGGGGUUGGGAGGGAGGUGUGGGGAGUUAACAGACAUACCACCCACGGAUGUAUCGUAGCCCUCUUUCCUUAUGUAUCUGUUUAAUUAACAUGGACCGUAACCACUAGCAAGUCCAUUUUCAUUCCCGAAAUAUCCCCAAAACUAGCCUACUAAAAACAAAUGCAGCAUUUGACCACAUACUGCAUUAGCAUAACAUAGCAAAACAUUACUACUAGCAUAACAGUAUUAACAUAACUAGCAUAACAUUACUAACAUUUGUGUUCUGUUGACAACACUUACAUGCUGCCACGCUUUCUAAUGAUAUACCUUCAACCAUCUAGCAGCGAGUGAUAGUUGGAAACUCGGCUACCAUAGCUUUGGAACUACCCUGCGUAGAUCAGUCAUUCAACCUUUUCCCACUUGUCAAGUGGUUUGAGGGCAGUAGUGAGGUACCUGUUGACACACACACACACACACACUGGAACCAUGCUGAGCAUCCUGGCUGCCGGCACCAUCUUCUUCCCGGGCCUGUUCCUGCUGUCUAAGAGAGGCCUGAAACAGGCUCCAGGCUUGGGCUUGAGCGAGGGAGACGCCACCAUCGUGUCUGCCAGGCUGGUGUCAUCCAUCCAAGCCAUCAUGGCUUCCUCAGCUGGCUACAUCAUCGCAUCCUCCUGUGAGGACAUCAUCGAGGAUCAACACUGGCUUACCAGUACCUACAUCCUGUUUGCGGUGCCCUACUUUGCGUACGACAUCUACGCCAUGUUCCUGUGCUACUGGCACAAGCUGCAGGUCAAAGGGCACGAGGAGGAGGGCGGCAGGCCUAAACCAAUGUGCUCGGCAGUGGCCAGCUACCUGCGCAGAGAGUUCCUCAUGGUGCUGCACCACGUCGUCAUGGUGACCAUCUGCUUCCCCGUCUCCGUGUUCUGGAGACAGGGAAAGGGCGAUUACUUCCAGGGUGUCAUGUUCAUGGCUGAACUCAGCACUCCGUCCGUCUGCCUGGGGAAGAUCCUCAUCCAGUACAAGAAGCAGCACACUCUUCUUCAUAAAGUGAAUGGCGCUCUCAUGCUGGUCACUUUCUUCAUCUGUCGAGUUCUGCUCUUCCCCUACCUCUACUACGCCUACAGCAGGUAUGCCUCCAUCCCCCUCUACACAGUGCCCUUUGGGGCUCCCUGGCAGUACAACGUGGGGGCCUUCUGUCUCAUGGCCCCACAGGUCUACUGGUUCACCCUCAUCUGCAGGGGCGCCUUCCGCCUCUUCACCGGGGCCUCGCGCUCCCGACCCCCGGCUGCACUCAACAAGCAAGAUGGGGGAUGCUACCCCGGCCAGGGAGCCCCUUUACCUCCCCCAGCCAACGGCUACAGUCCCGUCCCCCACCAGGCAGACAGAGAGACUGACACGCACUGAGAAAGAGAAAGAAAGAGGGAGGCAGAGAUAGAGAGGAAGAGAGAUCACUGUGGGGACGGGGCCAGCCAGACCAGGUCGGGGGAGGGAAGACCGAGGUCUGUCAAGGGAAUCUAUUGUACUGUAUUGCAAUGACACUGUAACAUAGGAGAGAGGGAGAGAGAUUGUUUCUCAUCCUCUACCACUCUCUCCCUCCCUCCAUUGUCCCUUUAGAGUUACAUGGACCUCUGGAAGAAGAGAGAGACAGAUUGAAAUAGGAGAGGGUGAAGAAAGAAAGAAAUGUUUAAGGGAGAGAAAUGGAAGCAUAGACAGAAAGACUUGUGAAAGGGCAAGUAUUUCAAUAUUACGUGUCUGUACACACUGAUUUCAAACUGAAUGGGGGGAAAAUAUGAAUGGCUUGAAAAGCAAAAGGAUGAGAGAACACAUUGACGAGCAAUGGUGAUCGAGUGAUACAGAGAAGAAUAGAGGCGGAUUAAGCAAGAGUGAUCAUCUUAUUUGAGUUAAAGAAAUAGAUCAAGUAUUCUUCUCUUGAAAGAGAUUCAACUGCUGUUCAAGAUUUAGGGAAGGAUACAGAAUGAAUAUUAAUGUAUAGAAAAUGUGUAGUAAAUGAUUAUUUGGUGACCAGUUGAUUUUGGUGGCUGCAAAAAGGGGAACAAAGACAAUACCAGUAUUUCAACUUGUGAUCCCGGUCCUGUAUUAUUUGUCCACCAAGAUGAUCCACUCGGGAUCCAUUUGAGCGAGUCUUGUCUUGGGACAUGACAGAUGGACACGCAAACAGCGCCUCUGGCAUCGCUUCGUUCAGCCUUCUCUCCCCUCUGACAUGGUCCUUCUCCCUUUUCUCCUGUUUAGACAACGAAUGUGGGAGGAGGGGAAUGGGGGUUUAUAACAGUUUGUGAGUAAAUGUCAUGUUAGGUUUUUAUAUUACUCUCAUUCAAAGCAUUUUAUUUAUUUAUUAAUGUUGAUUGUUUUUUUAUUUAUUUAUGCGUUGUGAUUUUCCUCUUGUACUCACUCCCCACUUCAAUCAAAAGAGGAGAGGGAGAGAGAUUGAAUGUUGGAGAGACUCAUAGAGGGGGGGAGAAGGGGGGAGUAGUAGACUCGAAUGGGACAAUGAUGCAGCUACGCUGUCCCAGUCAGCCAUCCAUUCAACAUAAUAUAAUGAUCAGGAACACUGCUAUCAUCACCAUGGGUCUGUAAUGUUAGGGAAGGCUGUUGUGGAAUAAGGUCGCCUGCACGCUAAACAAGGUAACCACAUUUUAGAAUCUAGAUGCAUUCAACAGGCGUUCGUUCUCCAGGCUUUCUACAGUCUGCUGAUGUAAGGGUUUCACAGAUGAUCUAAAGCAGUAUUAUGAAGGAUUUCGAGAAAGUAAGUUGGUGUAGUGUGUUCAACGGCAUGGGCGGAAUUUGAAGUAGAUUUCACUGGCAGCUGGUACUCUCUUUUAUGCAUUGAGGGAUUUGUGUGAUAGGACCGAAGAAGAAACACAUUGACAAUGCACUGAAAGAAGGGACUGAUAAGGCUGGAUUGGGAGGGGCAAACACAGGUUCCAAGUUCUCAUUUUUUGCCACUAUUUCAACCACAAUUUUGUUUUACUUGUGAUUUUAAUUCCGUUUUGGCGCUGUUUACUCACGUUGACAGCGUGCAAUGGCACUGAUGUAGCUCAGCUUGGGUCAUGAACGCCAUUUGGGACGAAGCCUAAGUCAAGAGGGUUGAAAUGUGGUCCUUGAAGCUCAAUCCCCAAGGUGAACAGACCUUGAACUCUUGACCACUGCCUUGGGUUGUGACUUGGAGUUGGUUGACAUUGGGACUCUACUAGCCUGGUCCCAGAUCUCUCUACCGGUACAUGGAAGAAAAGUGAACAGAUAGAGGGACUACUGUAUAAUACGCUGAACUAUACUUACGGGCUGUUUUCUGCUGCAUGAUAGGAAUGAGAGAAUGGCUUUUUUGACCAUUGGCCAAUAUUAACCUGGGAACACUGUAACUCUUAACUUAGUUACUAUUUACAAUGGUCAGUUAUGGUACUGUUUAAAAUGGCUUAUUGGGGACUUAUUCAUCUCCGCACCCAGAACCAAAUCAGCUACUCGAUUUUAACAUUUUGAAAUGUUUUUUUUUUGUUUUCAUGCUUUAUAACUGAUUUAAAGGUACAUUGGCAAAUUGUAUGAUCAACAUUCUUUUCCAUGUAAAUAAAGUAGACCUAAGCCUCCGGCAAGGGAUAUAUAUACUGGAGUUGAUCAUACAAAUCAAAUAUCAUUCCUCAAAAAUGAAUUAUAUGUUCACAAAUGUCAGUUGUAACAAAGAUUAGGGUCGAAGUUCAGCUUGACAUUGUGAUUGAAAUGUAAAGGCAGUGUUCCUCAUCUGACUGAAAGAGGUCGCUGAAACUGCCACUAAAUAUCAUUUGCAGUCGAUGGCAAUGGUUUAGUUUCAGAAGAUGUGCUUUGAGUGAGAGGCGUUGGAGUUAAAAGACAAGAUGGUGACAAUUUAAGCCAAAACGGUAUCUUCUAACGUCUACUGUUGCAACUGACUCCCUCUAGUCUAUUAUAAAUGAUGCCUUCAUGUUAAACCCUAUGAGCAAAAUAAUGUCUUUCCACCAAUUUUGCUCACUGGGAAGUGUUAACUCCCAAACGAAAACGUCAUUAAUUUUACCAGUUUACAUGUCCUCUGUCAUGUAAAAGUAUUACAACAACAACAAAUCUUCCAUAUUGUUUAUUUUAUUAAUUUAUUUGAAUGUGUCUAUUUAUUGAAUGGGUUUGAAUGUACAUACGAAUACAUGUAUAAAUGAUAUAUAUCCUGUACGUAUGGGUUUGUUGACUGCUGCCUGACUAACUGUGGGCUCUACUGUGUAAACUCCUGUCUGUAUCUGAAAUGACAACCUGUUCCCUACAUCGUGCACUACUUUUAACCAGGGCCUUGUUAAAAGUAGUGCACUACAGUAUGUAGGGAACACUGUGGUGCCGUUUUGGACGCAGAACUGUUCUGUUGGCCGACAUAUACUCUGCUCUCCUCUUCUGCUCUGACUACCAACAUGACAUCAGGAAUCUACCAUUCUAGCACCACUGCAAUGCUUUUGAAAAGAAGCACCAGUCUCAUCGUGGUGGAGAACUUUGAGUGAAGUUUUGCUUUACUUGCAACAGAUUGACCAAUAAAAUCGUCCCCCAUUGUUUGUGCAUAAA